ACUGCCGCAAGUAAAUCAUCUUUAAACCUUGCAUUCACAGCAAGAAGCUUGCUCUACAAGUCCGCAUUCACAGGUUUGCCAUUCGCUUGCCUUCGACCAACGUCAGCCUUACGAGCUUUCAAUACUGCCUCCUGUACCAACUUCCAGAACUUCACCAUGAACGGAUCGAAUGGAAUACCCCGCACAAAACGGAAACAACAUCCGGGCGAGGUGGAAGAGCGGCCGCAAAAGCAAUACCGUGGACUGAAUGGCAAGGAAUCCGCGGGAGAGAACACGCCUGAGGUGGCCUCUUCCGAGGAAGACCUUGAGAUGGAGAUAGAGGAGCCUAGAAUACUGGCCGCUAUGGCAGACACCGCAGAAUGGCAAGAAACUAUUGAGAAUGUUGUCCGGAAUGUGGUCUCCAUCAGAUUCUGUCAAACCUGUUCCUUCGACACCGACGCAGCCUUGACCAGCGAGGCAACCGGUUUUGUCGUGGAUGCAGAGCGAGGUUACAUUAUGACAAACCGACACGUGGUGGGAUCGGGUCCGUUCUGGGGAUACUGCAUAUUCGAUAACCACGAAGAGGUUGACGCAUACCCCGUGUACCGAGACCCUGUGCACGAUUUCGGCAUCCUUCGUUUCGAUCCUAAAGCUAUCAAGUAUAUGCCAGUUGCAGCUCUACCUUUACGACCAGACCUCGCGAAAGUUGGCUCGGAAAUCAGAGUUGUAGGUAAUGAUGCUGGGGAAAAACUUAGUAUUCUUUCUGGAGUGAUCAGUAGACUCGACAGAAAUGCACCGGAAUACGGAGACGGUUACUGCGAUUUCAACACGAAUUAUAUACAAGCUGCUGCAGCUGCGAGUGGUGGAAGUUCUGGCAGUCCGGUGGUCAAUAUUGAUGGAUAUGCUGUGGCUCUGCAGGCUGGUGGCAGGAGUGAUGGUGCAGCUACAGAUUAUUUUCUUCCCCUCGAUCGUCCUUUACGAGCUUUAAAAUGCAUACAAGACAGCAAACCGGUUACUCGCGGAACCAUACAAUGCCAAUGGAUGAUCAAGCCAUUCGACGAAUGCCGGAGACUAGGGCUAACUCCUGAAUGGGAGAGUGCUAUCCGAAAGAACUUCCCCAAGGAGACGGGCAUGCUGGUAGCAGAAAUUGUUCUACCGGAUGGCCCAUCAGACAAUAAAAUUGAGGAGGGAGAUGUUCUCAUCAAGGUCAAUGGGGAACUGUUAACUCAGUUUGUCCGACUCGAUGACAUCCUUGACUCGAGCGUGGAUGGCAAGGUCACUCUUCUCUUACAGCGUGGCGGGGAAGACAUGGAGGUGGAAGUCAAGGUUGGAGAUUUGCACGCCAUCACCCCAGAUCGUUUCGUAUCCGUUGCAGGAGCAAGCUUCCACAAUCUAUCAUACCAGCAAGCUCGGCUAUAUGCCGUAGCAUGUAAGGGUGUAUUUGUCUGCGAAGCAACUGGAUCUUUCAGGUUUGAGAGCACAGAUAAUGGCUGGAUUAUCCAAACAGUGGAUCACAAGCCGACUCCUGAUCUAGAUGCAUUUAUCGAAGUUGCUAAAGACAUCCCAGAUCGAGCCCGAGUGGUCGUCACAUAUAAGCAUCUUCGAGACCUACACACUUUAAAUACCGGCAUUAUUCACAUUGACCGUCAUUGGUCAAGUAAGAUGAGACUGGCUGUCAGGAACGACAUAAGUGGGCUUUGGGACUUCACGGAUCUAGCUGAUGCCCUCCCUGCCGUUGCUCCUGUUCGGAGAUCUGCUAGCUUCAUCCAACUUGAAAAUGCGCAACAUCCCGCUGCAGCAGACAUUGUACGCAGUUUUGUUCGUGUUUUAUGUCAUAUGCCAGUAAAAUUGGAUGGCUUCCCUCGGAAUCGGAAAUGGGGAAUGGGUGUUGUUAUUGAUGCAGAGAAGGGAUUGGUUGUUAUCUCGAGAGCAAUAGUCCCCUAUGAUCUCUGUGACAUCUCUAUUACCAUUGCAGACUCAAUUAUCGUGGAAGGAAAAGUUGUCUUCCUCCAUCCUCUACAAAACUACGCCAUCAUCCAAUACGAUCCAUCCCUCGUUGAUGCUCCUGUACAAAGUGCCAAGUUGAGCACUAAACACAUCACCCAAGGAGCAUCCACCUACUUCGUCGGCUUCAACCAAAACAUGCGCGUAGUCAGCGCCCAAACAACAGUCACAGACAUCACCGCCGUCGCAAUUCCAGCCAACUCUGGCGCCCCUAGAUACCGAGCUGUCAACGUCGACGCCAUCACGGUCGACACAAGUCUAUCCGGCCAAUGUGGAAGCGGUGUCCUCGUCGCAGAAGACGGUACUGUCCAAGCCCUCUGGCUAACCUACCUCGGCGAGCGCUCCCCCGUCACCUCAAAAGACACCGACUAUCACCUCGGCCUCGCAACCCCGUCGCUCCUCCCCGUCAUCACCAAAAUCCAGCGGGGCGAACAGCCAAAACUGCGUAUGCUGAGUGUAGAAUUCAACGCUAUACAGAUGAGUCAGGCGCGCAUCAUGGGCGUGAGCGAAGAAUGGAUCAAGAAAGUAGCCCUGGACAACUCAUCCCGGCAUCAACUAUUCAUGAUUCGCAAACGCACCUUUGAGCGUGGUGACCAGUCUGCGGCGCUCAUGGAAGGCGAUGUGAUUCUCAGCCUCAAUGGCAAAAUUAUUACGCGCGUAAAUGAGCUAGAUGUAAUGUACGACCACGAAGUCCUCGAUGCGGUCAUCGUGCGCGAUACUGUGGAAAUGGCCAUCAAACUGCCUACCGUCUCAGCUGAUGAUCUGGAGACUGAUCGCGCAGUGAGCUUCUGUGGUGCAAUUUUGCAUCGCCCGCAUCAUGCUGUUCGGCAGCAAAUCAGUAAGCUGCAUAGUGAGGUGUAUGUGUCGGCGCGCACAAGGGGAAGUCCGGCGUAUCAGUAUGGGCUUGCGCCAACGAAUUUCAUUACGCAUGUCAACGGAAAGAAAACCCCCGACCUUGAGACUUUCUUAAAGGCUGUAGUGGAUAUUCCUGAUAAUACUUAUUUCCGCCUCAAAGCUAUGACGUUCGACAACGUGCCCUGGGUAAUCACUAUGAAGAAGAACGACCAUUACUUCCCGUGCAUGGAAUGGAUCAAAGACCCUUCUGAAUCUUCUGGCUGGCGACGCGUCACAUAUGAGCAAGGCAAGAAGAUCGAGGGGGAAGGACAUGAUGGGAUCAAUGUUGUUGCGGGGGGUGGUGAUACGUUUGAGAUGGAUGAUGUUGGGGGCUUAGAGGUGGGCAGGCAGGAGUAA
Lachnellula hyalina is the source of this 3234-nucleotide messenger RNA. It is a transcript of the gene NMA111, whose product is annotated as Pro-apoptotic serine protease. The record is from RefSeq and is a predicted model, not a curated record. NCBI's taxonomy places the organism in Eukaryota, Fungi, Ascomycota, Leotiomycetes, Helotiales, Lachnaceae. Gene Ontology annotation, biological process: proteolysis. The transcript has 3 exons. The annotation marks the transcript as partial. Gene Ontology annotation, molecular function: serine-type endopeptidase activity; protein binding.